Molecule: messenger RNA, 3129 nt
Organism: Alternaria rosae
Lineage: Eukaryota; Fungi; Ascomycota; Dothideomycetes; Pleosporales; Pleosporaceae
Exons: 9
Coding region: 1-3129 (1042 amino acids)
Cellular component (GO): type III intermediate filament; microtubule organizing center
Source: RefSeq, a predicted model, not a curated record
AUGGCGCACCUACCGGACACGCCUCGCACCGAGGUUGGCGAUAUGACGCGCUUUACAGUCAACGAGCCCUCAUUCAGCAUGGAGGAGACAUUCCAUGCGCCGACAGACCGCGACAACCUCUUCAAACAGAUGGGCGGUGCCCGAACCCCCCGACAGCCGCUUGCAGCCCGACGCCAACAAACCGCGAAGAACGAAUUCACGCCCAUGCUGAAGAGCGCAACCGCGAACCGCACGCGCCAGGUCAACGGACUGCUCGACGGCAAGAUUACGACGCCCGCCGCGAUGAAGCCAGGCUUCCAAGUGAGCAACACGCCGCUGCCCGAGGCGAGCAUGUACGACAUACAGUCCAGUUCCUUCGCCGACUCGGUGGAUGGCCGGACACAGCUGCCAGAUCCCAGCUCGAGUGCUAUGAGCACCCCCACCGCGCUACCGAGGAGGGCAGAAGGCGAAAUGGAUAAUGGAAACGGCAACGUGCUCACUUUGAGGGAACAGGAAGCUCGUCUGGAGCAGAUAGACAAGGAAAAUUUCGGACUAAAGCUCAAGAUCCACUUCCUCGAAGAGAACCUGAAGAAGAUGGGCCCCGAGUUCAACCGACAAGCCAUGGAGGAGAACAUUAACCUUAAGUCGGAGAAGGUCACGAUGGCGCGCGAUAUCAAGAACUACUCCAAAGACCUCAAAGCGGCCGAGAGGGAACUAGACACAUACAAGCAGCAGCUACGGGAAUACGCUGAGAAGAUGGACGAGCUCCGACGGCUAUCCGACGAACGCGCAGCGGAAGUAGAGCGUCUCGAAAGGAAGCUGGAAGAAGAGAGCGGCGACAGCGAGGAGUUGGACAAGGUCAGAGCAGAAAGAGACGAGAUGCUAGACGACCAGGACGAACAGAUCAAGGACUUGGAAGAGAAGCUGAAGAAUGCGCAAAACUCUCAGGACCAAGCCGAACGCAUCACCGAGUUGGAAGAACAGCUGCAAUCGGCCAAGCAGUCGCAAGAAGAAGACACCGCAGAAAAGGAGCGGCAGGAACAACUUCGUGCUGUCGAGCGCGAAAAGGAUGCUGAAAUCAACGCCUUGAAGUCCAAGCUCGAUAGCGCUGACGACAGCAAGGACCAGGAAAUUCGGGAGUUAAACGAGAGCCUGGAUGAAGCCGAACAUGAUCUCGAGGUCGCAGAGGAGCAGAAACGCCAGGAACUCUCUCGCGAAAAGGAUGCUGAACUCCGAGAGCUACAGCGGCGCCUCCAAACCAUUCAGAACGAGAAGGAGGCUGAAAUGGAUGCGCUGCGCGAACGUUUGGAGCUCGCAGAGUCUCAAGGAGACAACCAGGUUCAAUUGGCGCAGCAAUCCGCCAACGAUGCCAGACAGAAGGUGGUCGAGAUUACUCGUGAAAAGGGCAUUGAGAUUGAACUCCUCCAGUCGAGGGUUGAUGCUGCUGAAUCCAGAGCCGAUGAGCUGGACGACUUCCGGAAGCAACACCAAGACGCUAUGCAGCAGAUCUCACACCUACAACGGGAAGCAUCCGCAUACGAACAGCAGUUGCAACAGCUUCGACGCGAAUUGAAUCAGAAAGACCGCGAUCUGGAUGGGUUGGAAAGAGAGCUUACCGGCCUUCGCUCAAACCUCAACAGCAAAGAUGCUCAGGUGCAGUCGCUCAACAACGCCAUACGAGAACGUGACAAUCUUCGCCGUGAGCGCGACAACUUGGUUUCCAAAUUGUCGAGCAAGGAUGAGCAAGUGGAGGUUUUGCGCAGAGGCAACAACGACCGCGACACAUUAGUAGCUACCCUGCGGCAGGAACGUAAAGACAUCGAGAGCGAACUGCGCAACUUACGGUCCGCUGUAUCCGGCAAGGAUACCCAGAUCGAGGCGCUUCAGAAGAUCACGCGCGAACGGGAUGCACUAUCUCGAGAUCUUUCAAACUCGCAAUCAACAUUGCAAGCUCGUGAGCGCGACAUCGCCGGCCUGCAAAGGAAGAUUGAAGCACAAGAGACAACGCUCAAAGAACUCAAGCAGCUUAGGAACGACCUCAGUGACAGGACCCGGGAGCUGGAUACGGCGCGAAGAACGAUAACCGAGCGCGAGGCCGAGCUUGACGCGUUACGGAGCCAUGCCGACGAGCCCGAUACUCAGAUCGAUGUUAUGCAGGACCUAGUACGCAAACGCGACGACGAGCUUGAGAACUUGCGCGACGAGCUGAACGAGCAGAGGAGCCAGGUUGAUGCUCUACAACGACUUGCAGAGGAGCGCUUGGAAGCACUUGAAGAGCUCAAGGAGAACGCUCGCCGGGAGAAGGAUGACUUCGAAGCUGAAAUAGAAGUUCUGCAAGAGGAUGCCGACGAAGUCGCUGAGGAGAAGGCCUCACUCGAAGAGAAGAUCACCGUUCUAGAAUCCAUGAUACGCGAAAAGGAGAGUGAAAACGGAGCCCUGCAAUCUCAAACCCGUGCGGCACAGCGCGAACAAGAGACCGCUCUUAAGAACCAAAUUCGCGAUCUUGAAGGACGAAUCCGCGACAAGGAUGCUCAACACCGCAAAUCUUUGUCUGAAGCCAAGUCGACAGCACGGGAACAGCAAUCCGCCCUUGAACGUCAACUGCGAGACCUACAGUCCCAUCUCCGUGAGAAGGAAUCACAGCUCCGUCUUAUCCAAGCCUCGUCGAAAGCCAUUCAACAAAAGGCCAACCAGGAUGCAAUUGAUCUGGACGAACAGGCGGAAGCCCUUACGAAACGCCAUAUCAAAGAGAUCAACGGUCUCGCCAAGCAGAUCCAGUUCCUUCGCGCACGAUGCUCGCGAGCAGAGGCGUUCCGGGAAGCCCUUGGGUACCAAAAGAAGUUCUUCUUGAUGCAGAUUCAGACUUACAAUGAAUGCAAUCAAGAAGACCUCAAUCUUAUCUCUCAGAUGGGCAUCACCCCCGACAUCACCGUCCACGACCGUCGACCCAAGCUCAAAUCCGCAGCUCUCGCUGUCAUCGCCGCCAUUCGAAUGCAAAAGCUGGCCGAUGGGUGGGCCCAGAACAGGAAAAUACAUGAGCAGCUUAAGGCGAAGUUGGAAGGUAUGAGGCGGAACAGUGGAAGGGGCGCGGGUAUGCCGGCUAGCGCGAGGAAGAACUUGGGAGCUUCACAUUUGAGGAUUGCGAGGUAG